AUGGAAGUAAAUAAGGAACUAGCAGAACCCUAUCUCUCUUCGUCUCUUCCCAUCCCCUCGAUUACCACAAGAUGGUGGUCUAAGGACACAGUUGCAAUAGUCACAGGAGCUAACAAAGGGAUAGGGUUUUCCCUGGUGAAGCAACUUACUGAACUUGGAUUGACUGUGAUAUUAACAGCUAGAGACGUAGAGAAGGGAAACAAGGCUGUUGAAUUGCUAAAAAGUCAUGGUCUGCUUGUACACUUCUACCGCCUUGAUGUCUCAGAUCCUGCUUCUAUCAAAACCUUCACUUCGUGGUUUCAAAGGAAAUUUGGAGUGUUGGACAUUCUUGUAAACAAUGCUGCUGUAUCAUUCAAUGACAUUUAUGAGAACUCAGUGGAGCACGCAGAAACAGUGAUAAAAACCAAUUUCUAUGGGGCAAAAUUGCUCACUGAGGCCGUCUUGCCAAUGUUUCGUCGAUCAGAUUCCAUCAGCAGGAUUCUUAACAUUAGUUCAAGACUUGGUUCAAUUAAUAAGAUGAGAAACCCUAAGAUAAAAGAGAUGCUUCUAAGUGAAAAAUUAUCAGCGCAGCAGAUUGAGGGAAUGGCGAAUUUGGUUUUAGCCAAACAAUACGAGGGUUCUGGAUUAAGUGUGAAUUGUUUCUGUCCUGGCUUCACUCAAACGUCAAUGACCGGCGGAAAGGGAACUCACACCGCAGAUGACGCUGCUCAAGUUGGUGUUAGGUUGACCUUGCUUCCUCCUGAGGAGCUGUCAACUGGGAAGUUUUAUAUAGGGUUUAACACCGUCACUAGUUCUAAAUUAUAG
Messenger RNA from Dovyalis caffra, 804 nucleotides. NCBI's taxonomy places the organism in Eukaryota, Viridiplantae, Streptophyta, Magnoliopsida, Malpighiales, Salicaceae. The record is from the annotation of a GenBank genome assembly.